Molecule: messenger RNA, 228 nt
Organism: Racocetra persica
Lineage: Eukaryota; Fungi; Glomeromycota; Glomeromycetes; Diversisporales; Gigasporaceae
Source: the annotation of a GenBank genome assembly
UUUCAAAACUUUCCAGAAUCGCUCUAUUUGGCCCAAAAGUUAAUGGGAUUAGGUCUACGCAUAAAUAACUAUACAACAUGCUCAGCAUGUAACAAGUUGUAUGAUCCUGAUAAAGUAACAAGAAAGCUUGAACAAAUCCCGAUAUUUCUUUAUUGUAAUUUUGUAGAAUAUCCUAACCACCCAAUAUCUAAGAUGAGGCAACCUUGCAACCAACAAUUAACAAAAGAG